AUGAAUCAUUCGGAGCUUAACCAAACUGACCACUGCUUACAUUCUUCCUGUCCAGAGAGGUCUGUAUCUGCAGUGUAUGUGUUGCUGUAUGUGUCUGCAGCUGCUGUAGUUCUGCUGACAGUGUGUGAAAACCUGCUUGUGAUCAUCUCCGUCUGUCACUUCAAGCAGCUCCACACACCGACUAACAUGCUCAUCCUCUCUCUGGCUGUGUCGGACUGUCUGGUCGGAGCUCUUGUGAUCCCUAUCGCAUUACUAUGGAUGAUUGAGUCCUGCUGGGUUUUUAAUAGAGGUUUCUGUAUAAGUUUUGUACUAACAGCCUUUUUUCUUAAAGGCACAUCUAUAUAUAAUGUUGCUCUGAUCGCAGCUGAUCGGUAUUUUGCUCUGUCUAACCCGUUUCUCUACACCAGAGCGGUCUCUGUGAGCACCAUGUGCUUUGUGAUCUUAUGUGACUGGUUUAUAUUGUUCUUCUAUAAUCUAGUCGUUCACUAUUUCAAUAGAGACCUCAAAGGUUUAGUGAUGUGUCCAGGAGACUGCUUCCUUCUCUUCGGUGAGGUCUGGUAUCUGGUGGAUCUUGUGUUUAUUUUUGUUUUCCCAAUUGCUGUUAUAAUCAUACUGUAUGUUCAAGUGUUUGUUAUUGCAAAGAAACACGCCACUGCUAUCAGAGAGCUUAAUAUUCAGACGAGUACGGAGACGUCAAAGAGGGACAUUUCGAUGAAAUCAGAGAGAAAAGCAGCUAAAGUGCUUGGGAUAGUCGUGUUUGCGUUUUUGGCUUGUUACUUUCCAUACUUUAUUUACACUUUAUUAGGGAGGGUAAUUGAAAUUGAAGUAGCAUCAUUUCAAAAAGUGCUGAUCCUUGUUUAUUUAAACUCCACUAUUAAUCCAGUCAUAUAUGCCUUGUUUUAUCCGUGGUUUAGGAGGUGUGUUAGAGUCAUUUUAACCCUUCAAAUAUUCAAAAAGGAUUCUGCACUGAUAAAUGUUCUUUCUUAA
This is a messenger RNA of Pygocentrus nattereri (red-bellied piranha), 987 nucleotides long. Its product is annotated as trace amine-associated receptor 13c-like. Gene Ontology annotation, cellular component: membrane. NCBI's taxonomy places the organism in Eukaryota, Metazoa, Chordata, Actinopteri, Characiformes, Serrasalmidae. Gene Ontology annotation, molecular function: trace-amine receptor activity. The transcript has a single exon. Bases 1 to 987 code for a protein of 328 amino acids. Gene Ontology annotation, biological process: G protein-coupled receptor signaling pathway. The record is from RefSeq and is a predicted model, not a curated record.